UUGUAGGAAGUCGAACAUAUUCGACAAUAUGCUCGCGAUUAUGGAGAAAUAUGCAUCGAAUUUGGAAGAUUUGGUGAAGGAACGAACUGAAGCUUUGAUGGAAGAGAAGCGCAUUACAGAGAUGCUACUGUUGAGGAUGCUACCAAAGACGGUAGCGGAUUGUCUCAAAAGGGGAGAACAAGUUGAAGCGGAAAGUUUUGACUGCGUGACUAUUUACUUCUCCGAUAUUGUUGGGUUCACCGAGUUGUCUGCUUCAAGCACACCACUUCAGGUUGUGGACUUGCUGAACGAUUUGUACACAUUGUGCGACUCCAUUAUCGGGAGUUACAACGUUUACAAGGUGGAAACUAUUGGGGAUGCUUACAUGGUGGUCAGUGGGUUGCCUAAUCGGAAUGGAGACAACCAUGCUGCAGAGAUCGCGUCAAUGGCGCUGCAUUUGCUCAGUGAAAUCAAGUGUUUCAAGAUCAGACAUAGACCCGGGGAACAGCUGAAACUUCGCAUCGGCAUUCAUUCAGGUCCUUGUUGUGCUGGUGUUGUGGGCUUGAGGAUGCCAAGGUACUGCCUCUUUGGAGAUACUGUGAACACUGCAUCAAGGAUGGAGUCAUCAGGUUAUCCCCUAAAAAUCCAUGUGUCAUCAUCCACCAAAGAGAUUUUGGAUCAUCUUGGAGGAUAUAUGUUUGAGGACAGAGGAUUGAUUCCCAUCAAGGGAAAAGGUGAAAUGAGGACAUACUGGUUGGUGGAUGAAGAACCAACGCGUUCAAAAAGAAGUCGAAUGUUGGCCACGGCAGGCACCAGCAGUUCGAGCCGUCGUUCCAUGAGCCUCAGGUUGCCAACUGCUCAUAAUGGCAGCAUCUCUCCGCAUUUCAACAACUUCUGCUUGCUGCAAACGCGUCAAAUCCCCUCCAAUAAGCUUCCUCUGUCACAGUUGCAGCACAUUCCAAAACACCACCUUGGUGGUGCAGGCAGUGAACAGCUUCCUGGAGGGGUUUUGCCCGGGUUCAGACUGUCUAGGCUUCCAUCUAUGCCUAGCAGUAUCACCAGGAGCUUCCAUGAAAGGCGUGGGAUAACGGAUGGAAAAUUGCAAGUUCCGGGGGCGAAACGCAGCGAGUUGUUUGCAUCCCACGAGCUGCUCAAGCCAGUCAACAACCUUCAGUCACCAGUGCAGCAGCAGAAGCCUCCAUUAUCUGCGAAAUUGCUUCCUUCCGGCGGAAGUGACUAUUGGCCCCCGCAUUCGCCGCAUCCAAUGUCGAGACUGCCGUCGAGAAAUGCCAGCAUCGACAUCACGGAUCAUCACAGGUUCGGCGCAGUGUCAUUCAUCGCCAAUUCUGUCAAUUUGGGUUCGAUGAUGACGAGAAGCAGAAGCAUGGGAGAAGCUGCUGAGAAUCCCUUGGACACGAAUAACGCGGGAUACCUCGAAACGCACAAGUUGGAUUUGAGGUCGCAGGGCAUUGAGGAGUUGUGCGAAGAUGCGGAUGAAGCCGAGUCGCAAAUUGUUGCGAAGAACCCGAUGGAAGGUCCUCUGAUUACUUUGGAGCACCCGUUGUUGCCCGAAAAGGCGAAUUCUCGUGUAUCCCUGACUGAGAACCGCGGAAUUGGUCAAGAAGGACCUCUGAUUAUUUCCGCACUGAAUCCCCAGAAACCAGAUCAAGAGGAAAAACCGGGAUUUUCUGUACAAAUGACAUGUUUGAAUCCACCGCCGUUGGACUUAAAAAGAAGUGGUAGGAGUUUUCCAAACAUGGCGUCUGGUAAAGGAAUGCUACUUGAAGAAUUUCCAUGGAUUGGUGUGGGAAUAAUUAUCUUGAUCAUCAUCGUGGCUUUGUGGAUGAGAACGAAGUUGGAGAAGAAACCGCGCGUGUUCAUUGGUGAGGAACGAAUGUCUUCAAAUCAUGAAGUCUUCAACGGAAUAGUGCGACGAAAAAGAGCUGACGCUCUCCGUGACUGCAGUGUUGUUCUAAACAGAAGCUCUGAUCUUGACCGUUUGGCGGAGGAUCUCGUAUCGUGA
Messenger RNA from Notodromas monacha, 2002 nucleotides. The record is from the annotation of a GenBank genome assembly. NCBI's taxonomy places the organism in Eukaryota, Metazoa, Arthropoda, Ostracoda, Podocopida, Cyprididae.